Rhopalosiphum padi (bird cherry-oat aphid) is the source of this 4552-nucleotide messenger RNA. Its product is annotated as protein BTG2-like. Gene Ontology annotation, cellular component: nucleus; cytoplasm. Gene Ontology annotation, biological process: negative regulation of mitotic cell cycle; negative regulation of cell population proliferation. The transcript has 2 exons. The coding region runs from base 617 to 1471 and encodes 284 amino acids. The record is from RefSeq and is a predicted model, not a curated record. NCBI's taxonomy places the organism in Eukaryota, Metazoa, Arthropoda, Insecta, Hemiptera, Aphididae.
UUCGCAAUCAGUUUUACGCCGACCGCACAACAGCGAACACGCAGUCUGCCGUUGGCAGUCCUCUCACCGUCCGUCCGUCAGUCCGUCAGACCGCCUGUCAUUCUCCCCCACUUGCUCCCCCCCACCCCCUUCGCAACCCACAAACACUAGUCGACCGACCGUCACCCCCGUCGCUCGGGACGCGCUCUGUCACUCGCUAUCCGUCGUCCGUGUCGUCGUCGUCUCCCUCUUCGGCACCACAGCCGUCACUCUUUUGUCUUUCGCCGUUGCGCGAACGCUAGAGAGAACAUAACCGAAAACCGUGCCGAGUCUCUUUCCGUCGCCGGUCGUACGCCGCAACACUCUGCUGUUGCAGUGCCGUAGUCCUUCUACCUCCCCCCCAAAAUAAACAAAACACUUAACACGCCGAAAUCUUUUUCGCUCUUUCCGGUAGAAGACCUCUGUUUGCCGCAGCGGAUCCAACGUCGCCAGACAACAAGACCACCGGCCACGCAGAGUGCCGACCGAUCUUCGCCGUACCCACGACUGCAACUGGUUGUGCGAUCGCGUUUUAUAAAAAUCACUUACAUUGUCGUAUAUAUAGCAAUAGAAUUGGCAGUAUCAUCGCAGCCGCACGAUGAGGGUGGAACUGGAAUCUGCCGUCAAGUUUAUCAUAUCAAUGCUGCGCGCAGGACACCGAUCCAAGUUGGUACGCAGUAAGGGUGACAAGUUCUUUCUGGAACCCGAAAUUGAGAUGCUGCAGCUUUCGCUGUUGACCGUCAUGAACCGCCAGUACAAAGACUUCUGGUUCCCGGAGUCUCCGAACCGUGGAUCCGCGUACCGGUGCAUAAGGAUUAACAAGGACAAGAUGGACCCGAUCAUCGCCCGCGCAGCUGACGCAUGCGGCCUGUCGUGCCACCUGAUCCGCGCGUACUUGCCCGACGAACUUACAUUGUGGGUCGACCCGUCUGAAGUAUCCUACCGCAUUGGUGAGGAGGACGGAAGCAUUUGCGUACUGUACGAGGGCCCGAUACAACAACCGCACGAAAUGGCCGCCACACAGCCGGGUCGACCUUCAUCGUCAUCGUCGUCUUCGUCUUCGGUGUCCACGUCGCCAGGAUCGUUGUCCUCAUCUUCGCCGCCGUUCAAUAACAGCCACAACCGCAACAGCCAUCUCCAUCUCCAGCAUCAACAGCAACAGCAGCAUCUCCAGCAACAGCAGCAACAACAUCAGCAACAACAGCAACAGCAACAGCAGCAGCAGCAACAGCAGCAACAACAACAACAACAGCAACAGCAACAGCAGCAACAACAACAACAACAACAACAGCAACAGCAGCAGCAAAUACAUCAGGCUGACGGCAUGUAUUCCAACUACACGUCCCCGGUUAAACCGUCGAACGUGAUCACGUUCGUGCCGCCCUCAUACGGAUCUCCAGUACAAUUCGUACAUUCACCUUAUCAGUCGUAUCCCGCUUUUAUUUCCAGUUAAUUUUAGAGAAAACGUAUUCACACCGAUUCAAAAGGAAAAAUGCUUAUUUGAUGUGUAUUUUUAGUAAUUAAGAAUGAAACGAAAAAAUUAUUAAGAAGCUUAUACAUUUAGAUUUAUAUUAUUUAUUAGGUAAGUACCUAUAUAUACAUAUUUAUUUGAUAUAAUAAUAUAUAUUAUAUUAACAAUACAUAUAUAAGUAUGUGUGUUGGUAAGAUUUUAUUUACAAACAAAAAAAUAACAUCGUAAUUUAUACACGAAGCACUCAGUAUAUUGCAUUUUAUACGAUACCCAUCCCUCUCCCAAAUAAAUCCCACCCAUGACCACCCAUUGAUUGCAGUGAUCUCACAAAUCCUUAAGAAGUAUACUGAUAGGACGUUGAAUUAUUAUUAUCGGAUUGUGUGCGAUUCGUCUCCCUCUCGAGACGCAGUCUGUGAUCACACGUUUCAUUAUAAUAAUAAUACGUAUGUGCACAAUAUGAUACUAUCAUUAUUAUGUUAUACCUAUCUUUAUGUCACCUAUACUGCAAGAAAAAAAUAUCGAUAAUGGAAACCAUUCCCAAACCCCACCCCUCCCCAUUUAAUUUUUGCAAUUUGUACUGGGUGCUUACUUGAGAGCUGUCGAAUAUUAUAAGGUCCUUAAAAAAAAAGCGAAAACAAAACAAAUAUAAGUAAUGAGAGCUACUGAGUAGACUGGGUUGUGUAAUACGUUUUCGAAGAAAAUCGUUUGUAACCAUGUUUUGUUUUGUAUAAUAAUAAAAUCUAUCUAUUUUGUGUAUAUGUGAGUGUGUGUAGGAUUUUUUUUUUUUAUAGCUGUUUAAAUAACAUUAUUAUAAUUAUUAUUACUGUUCCAUAAACAAUAUUAAAAAUAUUAUAUAGCUGUACGAUGUACCUCAUAUAUAAAAGGCUUUUAAAAAUACUGAAUAUAAAAAAAUCAAUCUUUUACAUUUCAUUUUAUAGUUAUUAUCGGUGUGUUGAUAAUAUAUCCAUGAUUGUAAAGCUGAAAAAAAAGAAAUAUCAAAAAAAAAUAACAUACCUAUUAUAAUUUAAUGUUAUUAAAAUAAUUGUACACUUACAUACACGAUUAAUAAUUGUAAUAAUAUUCGUCACCUUCCUCAACCACCAUUACGGCCACCAUCUCUCGUCGUGCAAGUUUGCAGACGCUUCCAAUAUUAUUUUGUUUCUCGUUUAAAAAAUGUAAUUUUUUUGUUUUUGUUUCUUGAACGUGUGAUAAUUAAAUAUUGUUCAUGUUCCGUUACCAUGUCGGUGCGCGUAUUUACGGUCAAUUACUAUUAGACUAAAAUUUUUGUCAUUCGACCGUAUAUAUUACUAUAUUAAUAUAUGUUUUACAUUACAUUCCGGCGAGGUGACGCGCGGCGUUGCAUCGUAUUUCGUCGAACAUAAUAUGUGUCCACUUAAUUUGCCGAACAAAAUUUAUUAAUUUAUUGAUUAUUAAAAAAUUAAAACCAUAUAUUGUUCCUUUAAUGUUAAACGUUGAUUUUUUUUAAUUUUUUUCGUCUAAGUGGUACACAAUUCGUACAUUAAACGAGAUAGAGCUUGGAGACCGAUUGGCUAAAGCUAAAUAGUUACAUUAUCUGCAUUAUAAUUUAUGAUGAUGUUUUUUUUUUCCAUAUGCACUGGUGGAAUAAAGUGAUAACGCGCCAGUGAUUAAAAGGAUUCAUUUUUCUCAUUCUAUAAAAAGUUAAAAGUUAAAUAUUGAGCUAAAAGUUACGCGCAAACGCAUGACGUAGUAAUGUAUAAAUAUAUUCACAAAUGUAUGAUUUUUCGCAAAUAAUUUGAGACUUUUACUACCAAUAUUUUAUAUAAUCGUUUGGUCAAUUAAAAUUUGUAUUUAUAUUUAACUAUAUUAUUUUAUUAUGUAUAUUAUCUUCGUUUUAACUUUUAAUUAUUAUUAUAUUCAGUCCUCACGAAUGGUUUAUCGUGUUAAUGAAUUGUUUUUUUUUUAACUGAUCUAACGUUUGCUAGUCGUAAUAUAUAUAUUUAUGCUGGUGUAAUAUUAUGUCAAUCAAAAGUAUGUUAAAGGGAAAUCACGUUGCACGAUAUUUGGGAAUAGAUUUGAGUACUAAUAUAAUAUACUAUUAUAUUUCAUAUUUUAUAUAACGUGCCAGACUCAAUGACAGAGGGAGUCUCCAUAUAUUAAGACCUUGUAAAUGUAUUAUAGUAAUUGUAGAUAUUUUGCACUGAUCUCUCUCUCUCCCUCUCCCUCCCUCUGUCUGCGUGUUCUAGAAGCAGUUCUGUCUAUUUUAUUUUUACUCAAUAUAUCUCUCACCCCCUCACUCUAUCUCUCAUUCUCGGUUUCUCUUUCCAUCUUGUUAAUUUGUGUGUAGAUGGACAGAUAGAUAGAUAGAUAGAUAGAGAGAUAACAAUAAAAUAUCAUAGUUUAGCUGUACAUUCCCGUCGUAAAUAUUUAAAAUCGUUUUCUGUACCCGGCAUCGACUUCGUGAUAAUAUUAACAAUAUAUAAAUAAAUAAAGUUGUUGUGAUACUUAGGCUUAUUGCAUACAUUAUACGUACGAUAUAUAAUAUAAUAUAUGUAUAUUAUGUUAUACUUGAACAAUUUUUGUAUCAAAUAAUAAUGAACCUAUAUAAUUGGCCUAUAUGUUUAAUAUAUUAUUGUAAUUUUACUUUUUUUUUUUUUAAUAUUUAUAAUUGACCAAAUUGUUUUAUAGUAUAUCGUGUAAGUAUUUAAUGAAAAAUUAAAACUUUGAUAUAUAUUUAUACACAUUACUCAUACCUAAACCUAAUACCCAGUUGUAUGAAUUUUAUUAUAUACUACGUGCAACGGAAACGUGAAUUUUAAAAACUAUCCACGUCGAUCUGUCAUAUAUAUAUUAUUUAAAUUAUAAUAAUAUGUCGGAUUUGUUUUUUCCGUACCAUAUCAAUUAACUAUUUUUAAUGUUUACUUACAAAAUUUACAUAAUUGAUUUUUAAGCGCCCAGUCUUCUUGUGUUUUAAUAUAUUAUAUUAUGUAGUACCUGCAUACAUUAUUACUAUUUUAUUAUUUGAUUUUUUUUUUUGUAUUUUUACUUGUCCGAAAAUAUAAUUGUUGUAUUUCGAAUGCGCCA